Molecule: messenger RNA, 291 nt
Organism: Cercopithifilaria johnstoni
Lineage: Eukaryota; Metazoa; Nematoda; Chromadorea; Rhabditida; Onchocercidae
Source: the annotation of a GenBank genome assembly
AUGUCGUUGGAUAAGAUAAUGAAGGCAACAAUAUUUAUAAUAACACCUACUGUAGCUCAAAAAAGUACAGUAGAGGAACUAUUCGAAAUUCCUAUAACUCAUCAUUUAUUACCUAUCUGUCUUAUGGCUCUCGUCCUACUUACCUUAUUAUUAGCAUGUCUUUAUGACUGCAAAGUUAAUAGGGAUUGUUGCAGGAAAUGCUCGGGAUCGGGAUCAUCAUGGGCUGCUAAAACCGGUAUACACUUAUAUGAUGGUGAAACAGGUGAAUCGAGGGUAACCGGCGGCGAAUAA